Cylindrotheca closterium is the source of this 2043-nucleotide messenger RNA. The record is from the annotation of a GenBank genome assembly. Lineage: Eukaryota; Bacillariophyta; Bacillariophyceae; Bacillariales; Bacillariaceae.
AUGAAGUCGCUUCAAUGCGUUCUGGCACUUCUUUUCUUCCUAACAAUACAGAAGGUAGAAUCAAACAUUGAAUGGAGUGGCAAUUGGGAGGGUAGAACGAAUUGGACCGAGAUACCAGACGGCGCCUUUGUAGGGCCUGGUGUCGGAAGUGCUCAAGGGGCAGACUUUUGCGAUGUGGUUCGUGAUAAUUCAAUUGCACUCAACGAUGCUUUGCGUGGGAGAAACCUUUCCAUUGCGUCUCAAUAUGGUCCUGGAUUUGAUUUCUUCCAAUAUGACCCCGACAAACCACUAUCUGAGACAAACCCGACGGGGAUGAUAGCAAAUGUUUUGGAUGAAUUGGCCAGUAGAGCAGGGUUCUCUUGGAGGAGCUCAUUUGUUGCUUACAACGCAACAAGUGCUGAUCUUCUAGUCGGGGCUGGUACAGGAAAGUGGGACAGAAUGUUGAAAGAAACCACCCGUUUCUUCGACGUGGCUGUUGACAAAUGGCGCCUGACAACCGAACGGCUGGAAAAUGAAACUGUCUUUCUUCAUUCUUGGUUUGACGCAUCUCUAAUUCUUGUUGACACGGGCGACAAGCCUGAAAUCAACUGGUUUGGCUUUGCGGAUCCGUUUGGAGCUCGUGUCUGGCUUGCGAUUGCUGGUACAGUUUUGUCGAGUGCUAUUAUCAUGAUUGUGAUUGAAUCACUGGAAAACAGACGAGAUGGGCGUACGAUGAAAUCGUGGUUCAGUGAUCAUUUGUAUUUGACAACUCUGGCCUUCGCGCAGCAAUUCCUCUUCAUUAACCCCACAUCUGCAGCCGGACGGGUCUUCUUGGCGUCCUUUGCCUUUUGGGCCACCCUUAUUGGUGCAACUUACACGGCUAACUUGGCUUCUCUGUUGGUUGAAAAUGCCUUGUCCAGCCCUAUCCAGAGCAUCGAAUCUGCAAUGGAUGCCAAGUUGUCGAUUUGUAUUCACGAAGGUAGUGCCAGUGAAACGAUUAUGGAAACCUCCUAUCCAUUUUUUAAGGGAUAUCCCAAUCUCGUCAAGACUAAAACUGUUCCGGAGUUGUAUGAACGUUUGGCGGAAGGCUCAUGCGAAAUCUUGGUUGGAACACGGCAAGAAUACGAAAUCUUUCGGAGGGAGGAGAAGUAUGGAUGUAAUCUGGUACAGGCAGGUGUCGAGUUGCUUGGAGGAUCUGCCAGUUUUGCGAUCGAGUUUGAUCCUCUCAAUUGCGAUUCAGUGUUGGCCCAUGUCCUCAACAUCCAUUUGAAUGAAAUGACUGUUGACGGGAACAUGACAAUUUUCUGGGACGACUAUCUGAAUAGUCGCAACGGAAUGUGCGGGCAGAUAUCUGGACGACGGAUGACAGAAAUCGACGACGUGUAUGGACCUCCAAGAUCAGAACCGAUGGUUUCUCGGCAGCUAGGAGGAGCAGCAAAGACCUCAGCUGCGAGCUCUAGUUCCUUCUCAGAGGAGGUACCAACGGAUACAUCUCUCACGAUUACAGGCAUGGCAGGGGUCUUCGCUGUACAUGCCGUUGGAACUGGCAUUGCUAUUCUCAUUGCUCUUUACACGCAUUUUCGAAAAACGUAUAUGCAGAAACAACAGGCUCGGCAGAAAGAGGUCUUUGGAAGUGAUAGUAGCAAGGUCGCCAAAUAUGAACUGGACGAGAAGUAUGACGCGUUGAAGAUGGAUAUGUUGGCACUGGUGGCACAAAUGGACCGAUUCUUUGAAGAACAUCGAGAAACUGGGAUGCAUCGGAAAUCCGAAGUUCAAAUGAGAUCCAUCAUAGAAGAACGACAAUCUAUGGUCUUGGCCAGAAGCUCCAUGAUGAUGGCUCCGAGCACCCCAAAUAAUGGCCGAAAAGGAGGCUUAUUUGAUAAUAUUAGCAGUCGAGGAUCAAACACACCAAACAACACGACAAGAGAGGUUGCAUCGGGGCAUGAUAGCGACAACUUAGAAUCACUUCGAUUGGAUCCUUUGGAUGUAUCUGAGUCUAAAGAGUGUCAAGGUGAGGCCAAGUCUCAGACUCCAGGCGGGGCUGAGAACAUUUAUUGGAGUUAA